CCGGGCCCGCUCCGCGCCUGCGCCGCUCCCGCUCCCGCCAUGGCGGGCGCGCUGGGCGGCAUGUUUGGCUCGCAGGGCCCGGGGCCGCCGCCGCCGGGGCCGCCCGGCCCGCCCGGCCUCAUCCCGCCGCCCGCGGGGCCGCGCAACCCCAACAACACGCUGGUGGACGAGCUGGAAGCGUCCUUCGAGGCCUGCUUCGCGUCGCUGGUGAGCCAGGACUACGUGAACGGCACGGACCAGGAGGAGAUCCGCACCGGUGUUGAUCAGUGCAUCCAAAAGUUUCUAGAUGUUGCAAGACAAACUGAAUGCUUUUUUCUACAAAAAAGACUGCAGCUAUCAGUCCAGAAACCAGAACAAGUAAUUAAAGAGGAUGUUUCAGAAUUAAGAAAUGAAUUGCAGAGAAAAGAAGCCUUAAUUCAGAAGCAUUUGAGUAAACUGAGACACUGGCAACAGGUCCUGGAAGACAUCAGUGUACAGCACAAAAAGCCUGCAGAAAUGCCUCAAGGUCCAUUAGCUUACCUAGAACAAGCAUCUGCAAAUAUUCCUGCUCCAAUGAAGCAAACAUAAUCUUCAGUUUGUACAGCUCAAUAUUUUAAAAACAAUUGUGCUAUUUGUAUGCUUUUUGUAUAAUGUAAUAUGUACUGCAAAUAUAAUUAAAACAAUUAAGCCAAAUAAAUUUUCUUCUUUUUUUUUUAUUACAGAAAUAUGGAUUGGUUUAAUGUUGUAAUAGAAAAUAUUCAGAGUUGCUGUUCAGGGUGCUUUCUGGUAGAAGUGUGUCUCCUAGAAUGCAUCCUUUUCCUUCUAGAGAGGGUGGCUCUUGCUUUCCCCUCUGUCUUUUCGGUAUGAUCAAAAUAUUUGCAAAGAUUAGUGUUUAAUUUUUCUGGAAUAUUUAAAUGUUUUGUGAUUCAGUAAUUGUCCAUGAGUACCAUUGCAGAAAUACCCUUACAAAUGUCUGUAUGUAGUUAAAAUCACUUUUUUUUUUUUUUAAGUGAAUAGUCAGUCUCCACUGGACUGGCUCACUUCAUGGAAGACAUCUUGGGGAAUACUAAUUUGGUUCUUACAGAAUUAAUUGAAAUGGAAGAACACACACAAAAGGGUGGGAUAUGUAAUUCAGGCCACGUUACUGAUGUUCAAACUCUCAGACUACUCAAGAGGUGUUCCAAAAUACCUACCCCCAAAAUACAGAUCAGUCAUUGUGAAGGUAGAAUCACCACCACUGUCAGUAUACAGAAUUACCUUCUAUUGCAGUGCUCUAUUUAGUUAAGGUAAAUGUAGCCAAAAAAGAUUUUGGGAGGUCUCUAACCUUCAAAAAGAGUCCUGUUUAUUACUAAGCAACAAAUGUAAUUCAUCCAUAUAAACCACUUUUCUACAUAUACCUUUUUGGGGCAGAGUUGAAUAAUGAAUUAUUGUACUCCUGGAAAUAAGAAUUGCUAAUUGUGUAUUGAAAUUUCCAGUGUUCUCCAGGCAGCGUGGAUGAAAAAUAAUGAAAACAGCGCUGUACAUUUCCAUCCUCACAGAUGCCAAGGUACCCAUUGGUGUUAACGUACACUAUUUCAUCUCCUGAUUACAAGUAUGAAAAGUACUUUUUUGCCAUAUCUACUGGCAAAGUCACUUUUCCAACCAAGCAGUUCCUCUUAAAAAAAAUACUAGACAACUAGGAUGAAAAGUAUUGGUCUGUAGAAGAGUUCUGCCCUUCCUUCUACCUCCUCCAGUGAGAUGCAGUGGCUGUUUUGUAUGGACUGUUUGCAUCUGGUGGUGUAGCUCUUGCUUGCUGUUGGAUGUAAGAAGAGGUUAAGCUGGAGAUAUACCUCUUUGCACAUGUAAAAUUUUUUUAGGAACUAUCCUGUCUUAAACAGCAAUAACUGUUACACUUUCACACUUACUGGUUCUGCCCUGCCAGCAAUGAAUUAGCAUGAUCUGAUAAAUGUAAUCAUUCCCACAUUUUGCUUUUAUGUGGGUAUAAAACUAGUAUGGAGUUAAAAGGUACAAGGGUGCAGUUGCCAUCACUCUGGAACUCAGUGUACAAGUCUUACUUCAACAUAACAUAGAACUCUUCUGAAAAACGUAGAAAUUGGAUAAUUUACAAGCUUUAAUGUUCAUAUUUACACAUCAUCCUAAUUUAUCAGGCUGAUACAUAUACUGAAAUUCAAUGGGAAUGCUACAUAGAAAUGCUGACUAUACAAAGCUAUUUAUGAAGCAAAGCAGAUAUUAUUUCUAAACCAGCCUUCUAUAAACGUGCUGUUUUUGAAGGUGUGCCACAUGCUGUGCAUCUUAAAAUUUGUUUAACAAAAAACAUUAAAAAACAUUUAAAAUUACAUUGUUAUAUGCAGCACUUACUUUAAACAGCUGAUGAAGCCAGCAUAUAAAUGUACAGAAGGAAGAUCUUUUUUCAGCUGAUGCUAAAUUGACAGAAUGUGUCAGAGUCCAAAUUCCAUAUUUAAUGAAAUUUUGGAGUGAUACAGUCUCUUCAUUAAAAAGUCUUUUCAUAUAACUGCAGCCAAACUUUUCCUUCAUUUUUUACAGAAGUUGUUAAAAAAAUGCAUUUUCCUGAAAUUCAUGCCUGUAGCUCCAUAGUUACUCGAUGUAAGAAAGUGCAGGUAUUUCCUAACUUUACUUAGAAAUUAUAUGUUUGUUGUUUUUUUUCUUCUCUUAAAUGAUCUAUUGGAUUAUCAUUCCUAAAAGGAAAACCAGAAUGACUUUUAUAGUAAUUUUGAAAAGUAUGGAAAUAGUUUGCUUUAAAAUGAAAAAUACUUGGUAAACCAUU
Molecule: messenger RNA, 2764 nt
Organism: Oenanthe melanoleuca
Lineage: Eukaryota; Metazoa; Chordata; Aves; Passeriformes; Muscicapidae
Gene: MED28
Product: mediator complex subunit 28
Exons: 4
Coding region: 40-567 (175 amino acids)
Cellular component (GO): mediator complex
Source: RefSeq, a predicted model, not a curated record